UGCUGAGGCUGCGACGUUGCUUAGAGAGAAAGAGAGAGAAAAAAUCUCUCCAUUUGCUACAGCCUGUGGACGCACCAUCUGAAUGGGAAAUAAGUGAAGAUGUGUCUGAUGUGAACCAAGUGGCGCAACUACAGUAAGGAGGAGCUGCACAAAGUACAAGAUCUGCAACAUCUCUUGAAAUCUUUCUAGUGCGAGCUCACCUGUCAGACCUGGGAAAAUCUGCAUCCCGGGAUUUUCCAGAAAGGACACAGAAAAGGAAAGUCACAGAGCUGUUUAAACAUCACUGAGGAGGGGGGAGGAGGCAGAAAAUAAAAAAAGAUCUCUCCAAGGUCCCGUUUCUUUGAGUCACACACACAGCAAGUCUUCAGAGAGACCAUGAAGAAAAGUUGCUUCCCUUAAAAUUUUGACACUUCAAGAAAUAAUGACCUAACAUGGAUCUACUGCUAAUUACCAUAAUGCUGAGAAAGCCAUUGUAAAUCCCUCACUCCUUUUUCGGCACCCAACCCAGCCCAUUUCUUUUGGAGGUUUUUUGUUUCUUUACCAAUUUCCUUUUCCUGCAAGCAAAUCCUCCGUUUUUGCCCUCACUGUAGCCUUUGCAUUGAGUCUUGUCUUUUAUAGCCAUCAUGCAGUGUCCUUCUAUCGUCUCUGUUCUUCCUCUUCUGCUUUCUUCUCUUUUGUUUUUUUCCUGUUUUCCGGACAUGGCCAGUGGGGACUGCUGGCUCAUUGAAGGAGACAAAGGCUAUGUUUGGCUAGCUAUAUGCAGUCAGAACCAGCCUCCUUAUGAGACUAUCCCCCACCAUAUCAACAACACAGUCCAUGAUUUGAGACUAAACGAAAACAAGCUAAAAGCUGUGCUUUUCAGCUCCAUGUAUCGCUUCACAAACUUGACUGACCUUAACUUAACCAAGAAUGAAAUCAGCUAUAUUGAGGAUGGUGCAUUUGCUGGACAAGCCAAUUUACAGGUUCUUCAACUAGGUUACAACAAGUUGACCAAUAUCACUGAGGGCAUGAUGAGAGGGCUUGGACGCAUGCAGUGCCUAUUCCUACAGCACAACCUCAUUGAAGUUGUUGCAAGCAAUGCAUUCUGGGAAUGUCCUAGUCUCAGCAGCAUUGACCUAUCAUCCAACAAACUUGCCCGCCUUGACCCAUCCACAUUCACUGAUCUUAAUCGCCUGAUGGUAUGUGAAUUGGGUGCAAAUCCAUUCCAUUGUGGUUGUGAUCUUCUUGGCUUUUUGUUCUGGUUAGAGUCUUUCAACAAUGUGUCACACACGUAUGACCGCCUCCAAUGUGAAACGCCAAGGGAAAUGUUUGGCUUUCCUUUACUAAGUCCUUUUGCUUCGAGUCACGCAGGCCGCAAUGCCAAAAACAUUUUGUACCAUCGCUGCAGAGAUGGUGUUAUGAUUCCAGGAAUGACCUCUCUACCACCAGAUCUUGAUGGUCCCUCUGGAAUUGGACCAGAAAUGUUUGGUGUUGGGCCAUACUACCAGCCCACCACAUCUUCUUCAUCUACAGAUGACAGCUUGAGCCCAAGUAUUAAGCUCCAUCAUGUUUCUUCAUCAUCAGCCUCUGUCAUUAUAAAAAUCCCAAGACCAUACAGCAAAAUGUUUAUUCUUACACAAUACAACAACACUUUGGUCUCUGAUGUCACCAAUUUGAAAUUAGCUAUACAAAAGAUUACUCUUGACAAGCUUAGGCCUAACAAUAAUUACACCUUCUGUGUAGGUUAUAUCCGUAACUCGCAACGUUAUAACAACACCUGUCUACAGUUUACCACUCGAGGACAAAGCCGGGACGAUAUGCUCCCCACUCCCUCAACCACUACUCACUACAUAAUGACCAUUGUUGGCUGCCUUUUUGGUAUGCUUAUUGUUAUAGGAAUUGUUUACUACUGUCUUCGGAAAAAACGGAUGCACGAUGAAAAGAAAAAGUCAAUAUCUGUCAAAAAAACCAUACUUGAAAUGCGUUAUGGGCCAGAGGUGGCUGCAGCAGUAGCAAAUGAUCCAUCUGCAGUCCAAAAGCUUCAAGAACAGUCAAGGGAGCAUCACCAAUAUCAGCAUCAUCAUGGUGGAAAACUGUCUACUUCCUCAAGCUCUGGAUUGCUACACUCUGCAAAUACUACCUCCUCAAGGCUUUCCUCUAUCCCUCAAGUGGAAAAGAUGGCCUCUGCUUUCUCUGAAGCCAUGGGUACAAGUAAAGGAAACUAUAUGGAUGUGAGAACUGGAGGGGCGGGGAUGGAGAGAGUGGGGGACGGUGGUCAUGGCAGUAGAAGGGGAGAUGACCUGAGGGAUGAUGAUGAAACUGAUCUUGGUAAUGAUUCCGAUGAUGAUGGACAUGGUUCUGCAUCAGAGAUCUCCACUAUUGCAAUGGAGGUGGACAAAGUUAACCAAAUUAUUAACAACUGUAUAGAUGCCCUAAAACUUGAUGCAGCAGCAGUUGCUGCUUCAAGUACCUCAACUAAUCACACAGCUUCAUCAAAUCCAACCUCCCCACCACCAACCAGUGCAUCCUCCCUUACUCGUGGCAUUAUCCCAGGGGGUACAGAGACAUGUCAAGUCAUUGCUCCAAACAAAAUACCACCUCCUCCUCCCCUGCCUGCAUUAAAUACGCCUCUCUCUGAGCGACCAGGGAUAAGUGGUGGGGGCUUUGUUGUUACUCCCCCAUACAGGCACCCACCCCCAGCCACAGCUGCACGUCCAAUUCAGCGCCAAAUGAGCGCAGAUGCUGCUGUUGUUAUGGCAAAUGCUGUCAAGAAACAGAGCAGUACUGCAUCUUGUGGCUCAACAGGUCGAGACAGAGAAAGAGGAGGAGCUCGAGUAUAUAGCUUGGAUGUUCCUGAACCAAGAAGCCCAGAUGCCUGUAACCAAAAACAGCCACAGUACCCAGACCGAGCUAGUCCUGUGGGAUGUGGAGAACCGCUGGAGAGGCUGCCUUUAGUGGGGAGUGGGAGCUGUGGGGGAGGGGGUGGUGGUGGUUGCGACAGUGGUGGUGUUGGUGCCCAACAUCAAGACAGCCAAAAGUCCCAUCAUUAUCAUCAGCAACAACAGAUACAACAGCAGCAGCAACAGCAACUGGAGGUGCAGCAGGACUACCACUGCUCGGAGCACCGCCACUCUGUCCCAGCUCUCUACUACCAAGGGUCCCACCAUGGCUCCCCAGCCCAGCGCGUUUCUUUUCUAAAGCCCCUGACAAGAUCCCGCAGGGACGCAGCAUCCUAUUCCCAGCUUUCGCCUGCCCGCCAACACUCCGGUUACUCUGGAUACUCUUCUAGCCCAGAGUACUCAUCAGAAAGUUCACUACGUAUCUGGGAGCGGUUUCGCCCAUACCGAAAAGGGCCUCGUGAUGAGGCCUGUUAUGUAACAGCUGGAAAUGCUCUUCGAAAGAAGGUGCAGUUUGCUAAAGGUGAGGACCUGCAUGACAUCCUUGAUUAUUGGAAGGGUGUCUCUGCUCAGCAGAAGUUGUAAAUGGUGACAAAAAUUCUGAGGCUAAAAUGGAGUUUUGGUACUUUUUAUCCCGAUAAGCCCAUGGGCUGGAGAAACCAUUUAAAGUUUAUUGAGGGGAAAAAUGUUGGACAAAGUUUCUCUGUGGGCGUUUUUCCCCCUUUUUGGCAUGCUAGGUGUAUAGGAUAUCAUGCUACAAGCAAGUACUGUGAAACUGUGCCUGGGAAUCGGACAUUCAUUACAGUGUGUUUUUAUUACUUCAUUGUAGCAUUUUAUUUGUAAUUUGCGUGCUUCAUUUACUAUACAGGGAACAAAUACCAAUUGUGUAAUUUAGUAUUCUUUAACUGAUCAUGUUUGUGAUCCUAUGGACCAUUGUACUUAUCAGUGCCAUGUUUCAUCUCAAGCUUUAAGCUUGUUUGAUCCUAGAUGUUUCUUGUUGUGUAUUGGAUUUAACAUCCAUUUCAGCUUCUACAAAAUAUGUCAUUUGAAUAGUGUGGGAUCAGGGCCCUGGUUAAAAACUGGCAAAAGUAGUUGAGAGACAAUCUGCAUUGUGCAGUAUUGUACCCUUUUUUCAUUUGAAAAAAGGGAUUAUUUAACCACAAAUGCUCAUAUGAAAUAAAAGCCAUUAGUUCAACUUAGUUACUAGGUUUUGUAAUUUUGCAGAGGGAAAAUCAAAGUAUUGGUUUGUUUUAAUCAUUCAAUGUAUCACUAUUACAGCACUUUUUAAAGCAUAUGUGUCUAACUUAAGGCCCACAGAUUGAAUCCAUCCCUCCACAGCAAUUUACCUGGCAGUAA
Cyprinodon variegatus (sheepshead minnow) is the source of this 4232-nucleotide messenger RNA. RefSeq names its product protein phosphatase 1 regulatory subunit 29-like. Gene Ontology annotation, cellular component: plasma membrane. Gene Ontology annotation, molecular function: protein binding. The transcript has 4 exons. Bases 624 to 3461 code for a protein of 945 amino acids. The record is from RefSeq and is a predicted model, not a curated record. Lineage: Eukaryota; Metazoa; Chordata; Actinopteri; Cyprinodontiformes; Cyprinodontidae.